AUGUCUCCACCACCCAAAAAAGACUCUACCCCCUCAAUCUUCUCCGUUGCUUCAAACUCCUCCUCAAAGCCGCUUCUAUCCUCCAAUAAAGAGAAAUCUACAUCAGACAUCCUCACAUCCCAAAACGAAUCAACUUCAAAAUCCCAAAAGCUCUUCCAGAAAACAAAGUCUUUACUUUCCUCAGUGGGUGAACAUCCAAGCGCAAAAUACGACCGCGAACAAGAAGCAUUGGGGAAUAAGCCGAAGGUUGAUCGGUAUGGGAAUAGUGUUGAUGGUGGGACUUUUACCUUUGGUGAUAAGGAUAGUCGAAGGAGUUGA
This is a messenger RNA of Glarea lozoyensis ATCC 20868, 318 nucleotides long. RefSeq lists its product as uncharacterized. The transcript has a single exon. Lineage: Eukaryota; Fungi; Ascomycota; Leotiomycetes; Helotiales; Helotiaceae. The coding region runs from base 1 to 318 and encodes 105 amino acids. The record is from RefSeq and is a predicted model, not a curated record.